AUGCCGAUCACAACUGUCCCAUCACCUGAGCCCAUUGUCGACCAUGAGACGAAGCUGCCAAUCCCAAAUGAGUUCAAGGUACCAGUUGUGUACAAGGGAAACAGGGUCCAGGGGAUAGAGCCGACAACAAAGUGGUACGAGUUCAUUUACCAGCCAGGAACGACGCCUCUGGAGAAGGAUUUGACUCUUAAGCAGCGGGUUGACUACAUGCUUUAUUGGUGCGACCCUGAGAAGCGAGAAGAAGGAUUCAAGAAGGCGGACGCCAUUCUCCUUGAACUCUUUGAACGGUUCGACCUGGAAGACGAGAUGAAAAUCGACUUUACGGAACACGACGAAUAUCGCUGGCGGGACUUUUGCCAUUGCAAACGCAAAAAGAAGGACCGCAUUGCAUGGAAUAAAUAUGAGUGGCGAUACUUUUUGCGGACAUGCAACAACAUCGACCUUUGCUCUGGGCUCUCUAUGGUGGAUAUCGGCCAGACAGGAAAUAUUGAUCGACUCUCCAGUGAUGGCCAGUAUCGACUUGGCGCUUGCAUCUACAUUCCCCAAGGCCUGAAUUUUGCGAAGGAGCUGCUAGACGAUUUCAAGACAUCGAAGUUGCUCCAAGGAAGCGAUCUGGAGAACUGCCGCAAAGGCAUCAAAAUGCUCCGUGACCUGAUGAUUGAGACUGGGGAAAAAAUGAGGCAUCGUCUACCCAAGCUGCUGGAAGAACAUGCAGCACUUAUUGCAGGUCUCGAGGACAGCGGCAACAAAGAGGUUCAAGUGCUGGAGGAAGCUGUCGAGGACAUUUACGACCAGUACGAGACUGCACCUGAGGGCAUGGUAUUGACUGACUGCGACACCCAAGGCAAGAUCAUGGACAGGGACGACACUUUUGACGGUGUUGGCAACUCUUACGAGUUCAUCUACGAUCUGUCUGAAGAGAUUAACCCAAGGGAGUACGGGGAGGAGACUGCGGCUUCUCUCUGGGCAUUUGUUUUCGCUGAGAGCGAUGAGGAUGACUCUUUCUCUGAUGUCGACCACGACCAGGCCAUUCCUACACUGUCGUUUGCAACUGUGGAGGAGGCGGACCAAAGUGACAACAAGCUGUUGCAGCGUCUGUUCGACCGUGGAGAGAUAGAGUCCCGUUCGGAUACUCCCAUGAGCACCCUCACACUGCCUCUCCAUUUCGAGACGAAAAGCGACCUCAUCGUCCACCCCAGACAUCCUCAUGCAGGCCCUUGGAGAGAGAAAGUGGAGUCCACCCUCAAGAGCACUUGGACCAUUCCUGAUGAGGACUGCAACUCGAGAACAUUCAAUACAGCUUUGCAGGAACCUGCACAUAAAAAGCUCAAGCCCGGACUGAAUGACAUCAAAGCUUUGCAGGAAAACGAGACUCCAAACUUGAAGACGACCAAGAAAUUGCGGCAGACCACCCACGCAGCAAAAGUUGUCUCGUCAAGCAGCCUGUCUGUUGUCUCCCCCUUGAGGCAAUCACUCAUCAGCGAUUCUCUGUUCGAGGGCGGUAAGGAGAAUCGACCUCCAAGACUGCCUUGA
This is a messenger RNA of Linnemannia hyalina, 1533 nucleotides long. The record is from the annotation of a GenBank genome assembly. Lineage: Eukaryota; Fungi; Mortierellomycota; Mortierellomycetes; Mortierellales; Mortierellaceae.